Carya illinoinensis is the source of this 1793-nucleotide messenger RNA. RefSeq names its product protein VASCULAR ASSOCIATED DEATH 1, chloroplastic-like. The transcript is spliced from 6 exons. Gene Ontology annotation, biological process: negative regulation of programmed cell death. The record is from RefSeq and is a predicted model, not a curated record. Bases 1145 to 1711 code for a protein of 188 amino acids. NCBI's taxonomy places the organism in Eukaryota, Viridiplantae, Streptophyta, Magnoliopsida, Fagales, Juglandaceae.
CCUUACUUUUAUUUCAAAAUUUCGAUCGGUUUGCUUAUAUUUUUCUUUUGCCGACAAAUGUUUUGGUCUUUUUAUUUCCACCUCCGUGUUCCAAUGUCUUCCUAACAUCUAUGAGCUUAUCGCUUCUUCUUUGUUCUUGUUGCCUCCGCUGUGGGUAUGGUGCGCUGUGCGGUGAUGGCUUGGUCGGCUGCUGAUGGGAGGGUUAGAGAUAGGCUUCUGGAGGGCAAACCAGCGACAGAAAUUUGGGAGAAAAAAUUAUGUGUUCUUGGUUCAUCAAGCGUGUUGUUCUUCGGUCUCACUCUCAAAUUUGAGGUUGGCCAUCCGUUCGGAUGUGAGGUCUCAAAGACGAAGAACAGAAAUUUCUGGGGUAGCCUUCGUCUCCGAGAAGAGGAGGGUGUUUGUGGUACUGGGUCAAGUUGUUGAUCCUUUGUAUCUCCCUCGGCCUGUUGGCUGCGGUUUAUAUCAAAUGGGUCGGACCCUUUUUCAUGGAUAAGGUCGGUUUUCUAUGUGAAUUUGAUUGCUCCUUUUGCCUUUAGUUAAGCAUACGUGCGUGUAUGAGACGUAAGUUGUAGAAUUGAGGUUUUUGCACAAUGGAUCCUCGCCGUGAAUGGGCCAAGGGCUAAUGAUUAUGAUUUUUAUUUGAUUUUUUAAAACUAUUUUCCCGUUGGGAUUGGGUCACUUUUAAAUGUGCACACCACAUCAUCAUCAAAUUCCUUGGGUAAUUAUGUUCUAGUUGUAACUAUCGAAAAAAUUAUGUUUCUAUUGUAAUAUUUGGGAUUUUUGUGAAGACGGCUCUUAUUUUCAAUGGAGAUUGCUUUUAUCUUGCAUGUUAAGGGAAGGAGAGUUGUAAAUUAGUAUGUAAAAUUGGAUAGUUUUGGUGAAGUAAGAAAUUAUGUAGUAGAUUUUUGGAUUAUAAUUAGGGGGUUCCUUCUUGUGGUCUAUGUAUAAUGAAAAUGUGACAAUCUUACUGAUAUCAAUAACGUGGUCAUGAUAAGUUACGAUAAGCAUUCAAAUCUGCUAAAUUGGACUUUUUAUGCAUUUUAAUGGUGUUGGCCGAGUUAUAAUAUAAAGUUGAGACAAUUCCGAAGUUAAUAUUGUAGCUGUUGAUCUUGCUCUCUUGGAUAUCCUAUAUAACAAGGGUCAUAUGUACCUGUUUGUUCAUCAUAUUUGCUUUUACUCGAACAUAUUUGGAUUUGAGACAAAGAAAAUAAUCCCUUUCCACGAAGUCACUAGCGUACGAAGGGUGAAGACAGCAGGGAUCUUCCCUAAUGCCAUAGAAAUUGUUACUGGAAGCAAAAAGUAUCAGCUGCAAUGUCUUAAUCCAGUUAUUAUUUGGCAGAACUUCUUUGCAUCUUUUCUGUCCCGCGAUAAAGCUUUCAAGAUCAUACAUGAUGGAUGGUUGAAUCAUAGCAAUGGUGCCAAAGGAGCUACAGAACAGCAGGAAUCAGCAUCUGAAUCAAGCAGCCAGGAGAAUGGAGGGGUUCUAACUGAAAGGGUCAAGAGAUUUGAAAGCCCAGCCCAUGAAUCAGACUCUCUUGACAGGAAUAAGGAUCCUCCUGUAUUAAAUGAUUCGCCUAUCAAUGUUGAAGAUGAAACGGUAACAACAACAACUUCAGAGCAGCAAGAUAAUGUAGGUGAUGCUGAACCAGUUCUAAAUGCCGAACCUUCAUCUUCAGAACAGACUUUUAUUUUGAUCAUUUUCUUUGAUUAAUAAUCAAACUUAUGCCUCAGCACUAGGCAAACGUCUCAAUUUUAUUUUGUCAAAAGUUAUAACAGCAUGAAGAUUUAUUUUA